GAAACUGAUGAGGUAAAUCAUUCGGUCAUGUGGAACAAGACUCCGUAUGGAACAUGUAUUCGGAAUGUCCGGAAACUUAUAAGAUCUCCCGUUGGAUGACAUUCUUUUACAGCCCGGGGCUCUUAUUCAACCUGAACACCCCCCAUCUCGUUGUCCCAAGUUCUAUCGGCUGGUCCGGUGAACCAUUCGACAGUUUUUUUUUCGACUCUCAUAACGAAUUCAACGCAAUCUUCAGAGACAACGAAACUGUCUCUACCACUCCUCUCGUUUUUCCCUCUUGCUUUUUUCCAUCCCAUCGUCGCUUCUUUUGAAUCGAACUAGAUAGCAGCUUGCCACACGCAAUCACGUCGUCGACCGACUCACCACCACGAUGCGAUCUCAUCGCACACUUAUCCCCUUCAUCGCUCUCGCGGUUACCCUCGCUUCAAACGCGGCUCCAGUGCUCCAUCCGUUAGGCGCUCGCGCGUCAGACACCAACGUUCUCCACAUGCGACGUGCAUCACCGACACCAGACUUGUUGGAGGCACAGUCCCAUGUCGAUGUGGACUUUAAGGUGGAUUCUCAACUGCGGAGUCGGACCGUUGAACGCAGGGCUAAGAAGAAGAAUAAACAGAGGAAGAAGCAGAGGAAGCAGCAACAGCAGGCAAAGGCAGGGGGAGGCCAGAUUAACACGACCUCUGAAGGGCAAGGGGUGCCUGUCACCGAAGGGAACAAGGAAGCUGCUCCUAAUGGCGGCAAAGCGGAGGCCGCCCAAGUACUGCCGAAGAAACCUCAGCCUGCGAGCGAAGCUAAUGGUAAUACUCACGCUGGCCCCUCUAACUCUGGGGUCUCGGACGUGAAGGGGAAGGAGAAGGAGAAGGAGCCAGGUUCAGCAGCGAUCACUGCUUCCUCUAACCACGAACCUAAGCCUGGUGGGCUGAGUCGUGUCAACACGGGCUCUUCGAUUUCUUCGACUUCUUCCCAUUCUUCGACGUCCAGCCAGACUAGCUGUUCUUCGCAUGGUUCUUCUUCAAGCGAGAGUUCUAUCGACCCAUAUGAACAUGACCAUAUGUAUGGCACUCAUUGUGAUCCAGUGCCGCAUCAACCGGCGGAUGGGGUGGGGGAGUCGAAAGAGGAGGAGGAUAAGGAAAAGGAAAAGGAAGACAAGGAAAAAGAGAAGAAAAAAGGGAAACAGAAGUUGAGAAACGUUGUUGGUGGCAUAUCGGCUGUGGCUGGUUUAGGAUUACUGGGUGCAGGUAUAUAUGGAAUAGACAGUUUAGCAAAAUCAUCAAAGAGCGCAUUCACAUCAGUCGGAAGCGAAGGAGAAUCAUCGGAGAGUUCGGGAUUGGAGAGUUCAGGAUCGGAGAGUUCAAGUCUGGAUGGCAUACAGUUUGGGGUUUGUCGUUUUCUACUCAUUAUUCAAAUGUUGUUCACGAACCUCCUGAUUUCGCGCAGUCCACAAAGAGGGAUAUCGAGCUAUAAUUUCACCAGGUGCUUUCCUAAGGGAAGCAGAGGGGGGAAGGACAUUUUUGUAACGAUAGCAUACUACGAUUGUUGUAUGUAGUUCAAGUUGUACAGUAUUUCUAUAAGAGCGCAGGUGCUUACAUAAAAUUCGAAUGGCCUGAAACUGAUC
Lentinula edodes (shiitake mushroom) is the source of this 1612-nucleotide messenger RNA. RefSeq lists its product as uncharacterized. The coding region runs from base 371 to 1543 and encodes 390 amino acids. NCBI's taxonomy places the organism in Eukaryota, Fungi, Basidiomycota, Agaricomycetes, Agaricales, Omphalotaceae. The record is from RefSeq and is a predicted model, not a curated record. The transcript has a single exon.